UUCACAGACAGUCCGCUGCUCCGUCACGUGGUGAAGGAGGGGCGGGGCUCUGCGGCCGCCGGGGAGGGAGGAGGAGGGGGAGUGGAGUCACGUGACCGUGGUGGGCGACGCCGCCGCCGCCUUGUGAGCACAUUGGGCAGAUUUUCUAUUUUGUACAUACAUUGUUUUGUAUAUACUGUAUAUGAUGACUUCGGUGGGCAGUGAACGUACCCGGGGGACUCGAGAAAAAGCGCAGAUUUCAGCCACGCAGCCAACGCAACCGCAAAAACAGGUAGUACAGGCAACAGCGGAACAAAUUCGGCUUGCCCAGAUGAUCUACGAUAAGAACGAUGCAGACUUUGAGGAUAAAGUGAAACAGCUUAUGGAAGUUACUGGGAAGAACCAGGAUGACUGCAUAGUGGCUCUCCAUGACUGUAAUGGGGAUGUGAACAGAGCAAUCAAUAUCUUGCUGGAAGGAAAUUCAGACACAACUUCGUGGGAGACAGUGGGAGGAAAGAAGAAAAGUCUUGGAAAAGAGAGUUCAGAAAACAAAGAGAACAGAGAGAAGCGAGGGGACAGAGAAAUGAGCCGUGGACGGGGAAGUUCCAGCAGACGAGGAAGAGGGGGCAGCCGUGGUCGAGAGUUUAGAGUAGAGGAGAAUGGAGUGGACAACAAUCCAGGAGACAGGCCUUCUGACCGUGGGAAACGUGGCAGAGGUAGAGGAUUUGGACGUGGCAGAGGAAGAGGAGCAGGGAGGUUUUCAACCCAAGGCAUGGGGACAUUUAACCCAGCAGAUUAUACGGAAUCUUCUGCCACAGAUGGUUUUGGAACAAAGGAGCCUUGGGAGCCUGGGCAGAAUGAUGCUGAUGGAACAGCAGGAACAUGGAAGAAUUCAAUAGAAGAAUGGACAGCAGAAGACUGGAAUGAAGAUCUUUCAGAAACAAAGGUGUUCACUGCUUCAUCUGUUCCAGCUGAGAAUCAUGUUGCACCUGGCCAAAGCAUUGACCUGGUGACGCUGCUUCAGAAGCCUGUGACUUCGAACCAAGAAACGGAGGGAAACUCAUUUGAGGCUUCGCAGCAGCAAGGUUUUGGACAGGCUUUGGUCUUCACAAAUUCCCAACACAAUUCUCAGAUGACCUUGGGGGCUGGCAGCACGAGCACUGUGAAUGCCUAUUCUCCACAGAGCCUGUCUUCAGUUCUCUGUUCUGGGUUCGGAGAACUUGGAUCAUCAAAACUAGCCAACUCCACUGGAUCUCAGAUUUUAGACCAGUUGAAAUCUCCAGGUUUAGGCCAGUUGACCUCACCAGGUUUGCUGAGCACGAGCUCUCCUGUUACCACAACCACUGCAUCAUCCUGGGAUGUAAAACCUUCCAUUUCACAGCCUUCUAUCCUCAGCCAAUUCGACUUCAAGUCCCAGCCUGAGCCAUCUCCUGUUCUCAGCCAGUUGACCCAGCGGCAGCAGCAGCAGCAACCAGCAGCCACUGUCCCACCUCCUGGACUGGAAUCCUUUGCCCCACAGGUAAAAGCCAGAGAGCCAUCGCCGGUAGACAGCUCUACGGCUGUCAGCAAAAUGCUGCACCUCCCCAGCCUGUCUGCGGAUAGCCAGGUGGCGCCUGUCCAUCAUACACAGCAGAAACAGAUCAAGCCGCCGAAACGGAAGAUACCCCCAGCUUCUAAGAUUCCUUCCUCUGCUGUGGAGAUGCCUGGAUCUGCUGAUGUCUCAGGGUUAAAUGUGCAGUUUGGAGCUCUUGAGUUUGGGUUGGAGCCCUCCCUCUCAGAAUUUGGACCUGCUUCAAGCUACGAGCACACCAGCCAGGCACCCAACAACAUCCUGUACCCGAAGCCUGUAAAUGAUCCUUUGAAUACCUCUUUGCCAAUGUCCAAUACAGUACAGGAGUCUACCUACACCACCUCUGCCACCACCUCUGCUGACCUGAGCUGCUCUUCCCAGAGCGCUAGUCCCAUAACAACCACUUCCUCCUAUGACCAGGCCUCUGUACAUAGCAGGGUAACAUACCAAAGUUCCGUGUCUCCAUCGGAACCAGCCGCAGCUGUUGUCACGAAUGGACAUGGCAAUGUUCGAACGCAGCCAGCCCUUGACACUGCUUCAGCAGUUCCAGCAUCUAAGACAGAAACCUCUCCUCCCUUGCUAUCCACCAAAGGCUCUUCCUUGCCUAGCACUACAGCUGCCACUGCUUCACUCCUGCCUUCAGCUCCAUCACACACAGUGGCACUCCCCAGCUUGCCACCAUCCAAUGACUUGGCCAGCAGCUCACUCUCCCAGUUAAGCAGUUCCCUCUCAAAUCAUCAGAGCAACCUCUCUUCUGCCUCAGCACUGUCUUCAUCCACAUCACACACGCACAGUAGUGUUGAGAACUCCGCUGCACUCCAGCCUUCUACAACUUUUCCAGUCGCUUCAACCUCCACCGUUAGCACCGCCUCUUCGGUUCCCAGCAUGGCCUGUAGCAUGGCCAGUGCUACCAACAGCCUUGGCCUGAACGUGACCAGUGUGUGUCUGCCGGCCCCCACCAGCCGGGCAGCUCCCUUAGUGUCUUCAGGCAAAGCACCCCCCAACCUGCCCCAAGGUGUACCGCCCUUGUUACAUAACCAAUACAUUGUGGGACCUGGAGGACUUCUGCCAGCCUACCCACAGAUUUAUGGUUAUGAUGAUCUCCAAAUGCUCCAGUCCCGGCUGCCGAUGGAUUAUUAUGGAAUUACAUUCCCUGCUCCUGCAUCCUUGACGGGCAGAGAGGGGAGCCUGGCUAACAACCCAUACUCAGGUGAUGUAACGAAAUUUGGCCGAGGGGAUUCGGCUUCGCCCGCGCCUGCAACCACCCUGGCCCAGGCACAGCAGAACCAGUCGCAGACGCACCACACCGCUCAGCAGCCCUUCCUCAACCCCACCCUGCCCCCCGGGUACAGCUACACUGGGCUGUCCUAUUAUGCUGGCGUGCCAGGAGUCCCCAGUGCAUUCCAGUAUGGGCCCACCAUGUUUGUCCCUCAAGCAUCUGCCAAGCAGCAUAGUGUUGGCUUAAACACCGCCUCGACGCCCUUCCAGCAGGCAAGCGGCUACGGCCAGCACACCUAUGGAGCAGGCUACGAUGACCUAACGCAGGGGUCGGCAGCUGGAGACUACAGCAAAGGAGGCUACGCUGGGUCCUCUCAAGCACAAAACAAAGCGUCUGGCAGUGGACCAGGAAAGGGUGUUUCUGUGACCUCAACUAACACAGGUGUGCCUGAUAUUAGUGGCUCAGUCUACAACAAGACUCAGACUUUUGACAAGCAGGGAUUCCACGCUGGGACUCCGCCCCCAUUCAGCCUGCCCUCCGCCUUGGGCUCUGCGGGGCCGCUGAAUCCUGGGGCUGCAACUGGCUAUGCCCCAGGCCCGUUCCUCCAUAUCCUGCCUGCCCACCAGCAGCCCCACUCCCAGAUGCUGCACCAUCACCUUCAACAGGAUGGGCCGGGUGGGUCUGGCCAACGCAGUCAGCCGAGCGCCAUGCAGCAAAAGUCUCAGGCCACCAAAACCGCCUACGGAACUUCUCCAUACUGGACAAACUAAGCCCAGACGUGGAAAAAGGGGAGAAGGGAGAGAAAAAUCCCUCGCAGCAGCUGACCCCUGUCCUUGGACUCCCACACCUACCAGGGGAACAUCCACACCAGGAGCCCAGCCCAGAAGCCAGCAGGGGGGAAAUGGCAGCC
Messenger RNA from Hemicordylus capensis (graceful crag lizard), 3678 nucleotides. RefSeq names its product ubiquitin associated protein 2 (gene UBAP2). Gene Ontology annotation, cellular component: cytoplasm; nucleus. The record is from RefSeq and is a predicted model, not a curated record. The transcript is spliced from 28 exons. Lineage: Eukaryota; Metazoa; Chordata; Lepidosauria; Squamata; Cordylidae. Gene Ontology annotation, molecular function: protein binding. Bases 182 to 3538 code for a protein of 1118 amino acids.